AAAAUGGUGUGUAGAAUACUAGAAUUCGAUUGGAGGGACGGAAUUUUGCAGGAUUCUGUUAUUGUUCUCCGUUGGCCGCGUGCUCGCUGUUGGUUCCUGAAAAGGAGAUAAUUGAGUAAUGUGAUCAGGCCAUUUUGAGUAAAUUUCCCUAAUGCUUUAGUCCCUCUUUUAUUUUUUUUCUUCCAUUAAUUAAGAUAUUAAGAAAGUAAGAAUAGCAUGAUUUACGGAAUCCCGGCAGUGGCAGAAUCCAGUUUAUUGCAACCUGGAGUGGAAUUUCACUGAACAUUUUGGUUCAUCAUGUUGGGUGUGUUGUUACUGCCGUACCGGCUCCCAUUGGUUCAAUAUUGUUCGUCAUCCCAAAGUAGUAGGAUGAGAAAUAGUGUACCGUUUUCCCGCUUAUAUGUUAGUAUGCUACAAUAAAUAACCUCCAAAUUCUGUAGGGAAGAAAAUAAUAUUCUUCUUCCAUACAGCCUGAAAAUAAUAUUCGGCUUCCAGAACCUGUUAAAUUACGCUGCAGCCUGAAAAUGCAACAGAACAGGUCAUUAUUUGCUGACCUGUUGAUGGAACAAUUGGUAGUUAGAACUGAACACAUGGACAACAGAUUUCCUGUUGCCUGUAUACUUAAUGUAUGAAUGCAUUGCAUAGUUCGAUAUUCUCGCUACAAAUAGAUUUUUUGUUCUUAAAAUAAUUCUUGUUUAUGCACUAGCUUGGUACAUCACCUUCUUGAGGUUAAGAUGUUGGGGCGCGCAAUACGCAGUAUGGAGGUUAUGGUGCAUUCUUCAACCUUCCUUCUUCCAAAGUUGCAUCAGCCUGCCAACUCUCCAGCAAAGAAGUAUGCUCUAGUUGUUCUUAAUCAGAACCUUCCACGAUUCGUGCCCCGCCUGUGGACUCAUGAGCAGCAAAGCUAAGAAUCUGUGCUGAUGGAGGUGCCAAUCGUAUAUUCGAUGAGAUGUUUCAGAUGACUAAUGAUCCAGACUAUGAAAGCACCCGAAAAAGGUAUAUUCCAGAAAUAAUUGAGGGAGAUAUGGAUUCUAUAAGGCCAGAAGUGAAACAGUUCUACUCUAGCCAGGGAUCUAAAAUUUCUGAUAAAUCACAUAACCAAGAGACAACAGAUUUGCACAAGUGUAUUUCUCGGAUCCAUCGUUGUACACCUGAUCAUGAAAAAACAAAUCUUUGUGUUCUUGUGACUGGAGCACUUGGUGGAAGGUUUGAUCAUGAGGCUGCUAAUAUCAACAUUCUGUAUUUGUUCUCGGACAUGAGGAUUGUUCUUCUAUCAGAUGACUGCUUGAUUCGGCUUCUUCCCAAAACACACAAGCAUGAGAUCUAUAUUGAGUCAUCUGUUGAAGGGCCACAUUGUGGACUUUUUCCUGUUGGAGCACCAUCUGGAAGCACUACAACCACUGGCCUGAAGUGGAACUUGAGUGAAGCGAAGAUGAGAUUUGGGAGUAUGAUAAGCACAUCCAACAUUGUUCACGCAGAAAAGGUUACUGUACAAUCCGAUGCAGAUCUUCUCUGGACAAUUUCCCUCCGAAAUCUGACCUGAAGAGCCACCUCCACUUUGCACCCUUCGCCAGUUUUCCCCUUCUCUGGCAUAUCUUGGUGUUGUGUGUAAUCAGCCUAGAUCCUGUACAGCUGUUUAUGAGUUCAAAGGCAGUUCUGCUUCUGCAUCGGCCAAAUAAUUUUCCCUGCUUCAUGAUAAAGCAAUUCAUGAUGCUCAUGAGGUUAGAAACUUUUAAGGAGGAGCUGCCAGUGGAUUGCAUGAACACCACAGGCAGAUGUAUGAUGUAAUUCCUUUAUUGGUUUGUUUCUGUGGGAUCGGAUGAGCAUAUGAUCCCUGCAAUACCUCUCUUCCGAUUGGCACUGCGUACUCUGCACAUAUAACUUGCUGAAGAGAAGGAUUCUUGCAUUUAUGCCCGCCUAAGACGGGGGAAAAGAAAUAUGUUUGCCUUCUCUUCUAGCCGGAUUUUUUAUUUCUUGUUUUCAGACAUUAGUAUGUUUUGCAUUGUCUCGUCUAUCCAUAUUACAGAUUACAUCAAGUGUGUAAAAAAGACGGAUCAGAGAUGAACUGAUUUUUGUCAGGUCUGGACAGCA
Oryza sativa Japonica Group (Japanese rice) is the source of this 2091-nucleotide messenger RNA. RefSeq names its product thiamine pyrophosphokinase 2-like. The record is from RefSeq and is a predicted model, not a curated record. Gene Ontology annotation, molecular function: thiamine diphosphokinase activity; ATP binding; thiamine binding. Lineage: Eukaryota; Viridiplantae; Streptophyta; Magnoliopsida; Poales; Poaceae. Gene Ontology annotation, biological process: thiamine diphosphate biosynthetic process; thiamine metabolic process.